Molecule: messenger RNA, 381 nt
Organism: Penicillium subrubescens
Lineage: Eukaryota; Fungi; Ascomycota; Eurotiomycetes; Eurotiales; Aspergillaceae
Product: RNA methylation protein TRM112
Exons: 3
Coding region: 1-381 (126 amino acids)
Biological process (GO): rRNA (guanine-N7)-methylation; peptidyl-glutamine methylation; tRNA methylation
Molecular function (GO): protein heterodimerization activity
Source: RefSeq, a predicted model, not a curated record
AUGAAAGUUAUCACAGCCAACUUCGUCACCUGCGCCGUCAAGGAAUGCAAGACCUCCGCCGCCUCUUUCCCGCUCCACUUCCACGACGCCGAGCUCGAACAACAGGAACUUGAUUUCCAGCCGGAAUUCAUUCGCAAUGUGCUUCCCCGCGUGGACUGGGAUAGUUUGCGGAUUACGGCUAAUGAGCUCGGCUUCCCCAGCCUUCCCGAAACAAAACCCGAAGGCGACGCAUUGAACGAGGAACAGACAUUGAAGGAUCUACACCGUCUACUCCUGGAGACGCAGGUGAUUGAGGGCAAACUUGUUUGUGGGAAUUGUGGGCAUCAGUAUGUUAUUAAGGAGGGGAUUGCUAAUUUCUUGUUGCCGAGUCAUUUGGUUUGA